Messenger RNA from Aethina tumida (small hive beetle), 1001 nucleotides. RefSeq names its product complex I intermediate-associated protein 30, mitochondrial (gene CIA30). The transcript has 3 exons. Gene Ontology annotation, cellular component: mitochondrion. The record is from RefSeq and is a predicted model, not a curated record. The coding region runs from base 79 to 963 and encodes 294 amino acids. Gene Ontology annotation, biological process: mitochondrial electron transport, NADH to ubiquinone; mitochondrial respiratory chain complex I assembly. Lineage: Eukaryota; Metazoa; Arthropoda; Insecta; Coleoptera; Nitidulidae.
CACCCGCGACAGAGGAAGAAGUGUAACCUAAAUUUUCGAUAUGAUUACAAAAUAAUUAUAAACCAUAAAUAAACGAGAAUGUUGCCCGCUUUUCGGUUAUUUUCUCGAGCUGUGGCAUCACAAUGUACGGCAAAACGCUAUUUCAAAACUACAAGCACUUCAUACCUAUUUUGGGAAGAGGACGAUAAAGGGGGUUACCGGGAAGACAGAAAAUAUCCCCCUUUCAAAGAACGAAUGCGUGAAGGCCUUAAAGAGUUGAGAAAAGAAGUUGCCAUAUGGAAGCAGGAGGUGAAAGAACACUUCGAAGGUGAUCCAGUGCUAAUUUUUCGACCAGGUGAAGUGGAUGUACAAUGGCAGUUCAAAGAUGAAGAGAAUCUUGAUAAAUGGAUUAUAACAACAGAUAAGGAUAACAACGAGGGUUACAGCACGGCAAGCUUAGGUUUAACAAAACAUGGCAAAGGUUUAUUCUCUGGCAAUCUGAAUAUGAGAGUGCCAAAGGAUGGCAGAAUUAAAAGAGCUGGAUAUUGUAAUAUGAGAACAAUAAGAGCUAGAAAAUCUUUUAAACGUGAUACAUAUUUGGAUUGGACAAGUUAUAAUAUGUUAGUAAUGAAGGUUCGAGGUGAUGGAAGGUCCUACCUAAUAAAUAUUCAUACAAGGGGUUAUUUUGAUAUUCAGUGGCAUGACAUGUAUCAUUAUGUACUCUUCACCCGAGGUGGACCCUACUGGCAAUAUACAAGAAUUCCAUUUUCAAAAUUUUUCCUUGCUUCAAAAGGAAGAAUUCAGGAUAAACAAGAAUCAAUACCUCUAAACAAAAUUACCAGUUUUGGGAUAACAGCUGCUGACAGAUAUGAAGGUGAUUUUUCUUUAGAAAUUGAUUACAUUGGAUUAGAAUAUGAUCCAAAUCAUGAAGAGGAAUUCGCUUAUGAAAUGUACCAAACGCCCAAAUAUAUAGUUGGAAGCUAGCUUAUUUAUGUAAUAAUAAAUUUUUUGUUUUUAUUUUA